GUACGUGAACGCGCCUAACAUGGCAGCGCCCAUAGUCUUUCAAAUUUACCAGUGUGGCUCAGGAACAGGGGGAUCAGACAUCGACAUCAGGCUUACUACGACAAAAGCAAGGAUCUGAUGCGAACAGGAAUUAUUAUUUAAAUUUCCAUGUUGAAUACCUAUUGACAUCUUGGUGAACAUCAUGGCUUCUUACACAUUUGGUCAACAUGUUAUCAAGUCUUCAGUUGUCUUCUUCCGAUCUCGACUCACCUUUGCCUUUGUUAAUAGAAAGCCUGUGCUUCCUGGUCAUGUUCUUGUGUCACCUGUUAGACCAGUAGAGAGGUUCCUUGACAUGACUGGUGAUGAGGUUGCUGACCUCUUCCAGACCACACAGACAGUGUCAAAGGUCAUUCAGGAUCAAUACAAGGCAUCCUCACUGUCAAUAGCCAUGCAGGAUGGACCUGAUGCUGGACAGUCGGUAUGGCAUGUCCAUGUUCAUAUACUUCCAAGAAAACCUGGAGACUUUAAGAGGAAUGAUGACAUUUAUGAUGAGGUAUGUUGACUUCAUAUGUUCUUUCUGCAAGCAGAUUUUUUUAAUUAUCUUACCGUUAUUUCAUUUAAGUUUCUUUCUAAUGAGUAUAAGCAGGAAUUAUUUCUUGGUAAUUAACAGGAUUUUUUUAUGAGUGAUCUUUUCAUUCCCGCCACAGAAAGCGGUUAAUUUACCCAAACGUGAGGUAGAUAUCAACCUCAAGUGGAGACUGCUAAACAAUCUAACAGCUAAUGGAACUCUCUGGACUUUACCAACUAGAAGUGGUUGCGAUCACUUUACACAGCAAUUGUGUUAUAUUAUCAGUGUUUGGUGUCUUGAAACACACUUUAAGGAUGUGAUUGUGUGUCUUAUGUCAGUCUUGAAUGCUAAUGUCUUAGUCUCAGUCUCAAAGGGACAGUCAUGUGUGUCAGAGUCUGAGACAUCAUCAAGUACAUGGAAAAGAGCACAGUUUUGAAGAAUUAAUCUAACUGCUUUUUCUACAGCCUGUCAGUUUUGGGUGUAAUGAGACAUUUCUUGAGAAAGUGAUUUUGUGUCUUGUAUCUCUUCUUGGUAUCAACUGUCUCAGCCUCUGUCUCUUGGGAACUGUUGUCUUGGUCGCAUUGUUGUCUUUGACUUUCUCUCACCAAACACUUGUUAACAUGCAUCAAAGCAGCAUGUCACCGAUCACAUAAGACUUUCCACUUCAUAGAUACAUAUUACUUUUAAAAUGACCCCAAAGCAAUUAUUAUGGUGAUUGGUGAACACAUUGAAACCGAUUGACAGUAGAUGAAUUUACUCUUGAAAUUAUUAAUGGCACACAAGCCCUCUGCAAAGAGAGAGAUGAAAGGUUUUUGUCUUGCCUGCACAGCAGAAGCGAGAUUUAGGCACUGCUUUUUCAACUACAGCAUAGUCAACAUUAAAAUCUUAACCAAUUUUGAUUUUUUUUUUAAAUGUCUUCUAACUUUGAGAGGAUAUGGAUCUGAUUCAUGAAAUUUGGACGUAAGGAUCAGAGGCGAGGGUCACUGAUCAUCUUGCAUGAUUUUUCAGGUCCCACAAGGUUUCCAAGGUCAUUUAGUGUAAACAAACUGACCAUUUUGCAGUAUGAACAUUGCAAUCUUAACCAAGGUUAAUUUUUCAUAAUCUGAAAGCAUACAGAUCUAUUUCAUAAAACUUGGACCUAAGAGUAUUCAAGUAUCACUGAACAUCCUGUACGAGUUUCAGGUCACAUUAUCAAAGUAAAAAUAAUUUAGGGUCAACAAAAUUAUUGUUUUAUUAUCAAGUUGAUGUUUUUAUUUUUAAAUUGUUCAUCUGUAGUUUUUUUAAGUCAGCACUGCUGCUAUAUUGAAUAGCAAAUUGCAGGCAAGACUGCCAGAGGCAUCCCACAUGUUUAAGUCUUAAAGGGGAAUCCACUCUAAUGUAAAAAAGAAUAAAAAUAAGAGGAAAAUAUAUUGAUGCAGGAUGGGUUAAAAUUUGUUAAAGUGUAAUAGAGUUACUAAUUUUAAAGUUUUAAUUCUGUGACCUACCAAAUCCUUUGUCAGAUUUCCUUCAAAUUGUCUAUGAUCCUCUAAUAUUUCUGCUUUUACUCAACCUGACCUUGGGACAAAGUUCUCCUUGAACAUUUCCUCCAAAAUCUUUAAUUUCAUAUAGCAAUAUACACCACAAAAUUAUUUGUAUUCAGAAAUAAAUAUCACUUUCAUGAAAUAUUAUAGUCCAGGAACCAUAUUAAAGCAAGGUUGAUUUCAUUAUAAAAUUAAGCUGUGUAAGUAUUGAUAUAUUAAUGCCUCACUCGGUGAUCUCAUCUGAAGGGGCAAGUUUAGCCUCCUGGAUGUUCUUGAAUUUAUUAAAGGGUUAUAUUACUAGGUAACCACUACUAUUCCAAGAAAUUAUUUUUAAUUAGAGAGUCAUACUUAUUUUUCUGUGUGUACAAAUCCUCCCCCCC
Lytechinus pictus (painted urchin) is the source of this 2447-nucleotide messenger RNA. RefSeq names its product bis(5'-adenosyl)-triphosphatase-like. NCBI's taxonomy places the organism in Eukaryota, Metazoa, Echinodermata, Echinoidea, Temnopleuroida, Toxopneustidae. The record is from RefSeq and is a predicted model, not a curated record. Gene Ontology annotation, biological process: purine nucleotide metabolic process; diadenosine triphosphate catabolic process; negative regulation of proteasomal ubiquitin-dependent protein catabolic process. Gene Ontology annotation, molecular function: ubiquitin protein ligase binding; bis(5'-adenosyl)-triphosphatase activity. The transcript is spliced from 7 exons. Gene Ontology annotation, cellular component: plasma membrane; nucleus; cytoplasm. Bases 182 to 541 code for a protein of 119 amino acids.